Molecule: messenger RNA, 1248 nt
Organism: Brassica napus (rape)
Lineage: Eukaryota; Viridiplantae; Streptophyta; Magnoliopsida; Brassicales; Brassicaceae
Product: aquaporin NIP1-2
Exons: 5
Coding region: 154-1050 (298 amino acids)
Biological process (GO): transmembrane transport
Cellular component (GO): membrane
Molecular function (GO): channel activity
Source: RefSeq, a predicted model, not a curated record
AAUGUGAAAAGUCCAACCUCUUUCUCUCUCCCUGACGAUUUGUCAAUAAAUUGGAGAUAAUCGCCACCAAACUCUUUCACACAAGUCGUAACGGUCCUUCAAAGAUUUUGUUUUUCUUUUCUUCUUUGGUUCUGAAAGAGAAAAAAUUACGUAAUGGCGGAGAUCUCGGGAAACGGCCAUGGUGACUCCAAAGAAGGAGCAGUGAUGGUGAACAUCAACCAAGAAGUUGAACUUCAACAACAACAAAAAGAAGCUAUUCAUACCACAAAAUCCAUGAAGAAACAAGACUCUGUCCUCUCGUUCUCUGUCCCUUUCUUACAAAAGUUGAUGGCGGAGAUUCUUGGAACGUACUUUUUGAUAUUCGCCGGUUGUGCAUCGGUGGCUGUAAACGCCCAACACGACAAAGCCGUGACUCUUCCGGGGAUCGCCAUCGUUUGGGGACUCACCGUCAUGGUUCUUGUUUACUCUCUCGGUCACAUCUCGGGCGCUCAUUUCAAUCCGGCGGUCACGAUUGCGUUCGCAUCUUGCGGCCGUUUCCCUCUCAAACAGGUUCCGGCUUAUGUGAUAUCACAAGUGAUCGGAUCGACGCUUGCGGCGGCGACGCUGCGGCUUUUGUUCGGACUUGAUCAGAAUGUUUGCAGCGGGAAACAUGAUGUGUUCGUCGGAACAUUACCGUCGGGAUCCGAUUUGCAGUCGUUUGUGAUCGAGUUUAUAAUCACUUUCUACCUAAUGUUCAUCAUUUCCGGAGUUGCAACCGACAAUAGAGCGAUUGGAGAACUUGCCGGACUAGCAGUGGGGUCGACGGUGCUACUUAACGUGAUUAUUGCCGGACCGGUAUCAGGAGCUUCGAUGAAUCCAGGAAGAAGUUUGGGACCUGCAAUGGUAUACAAUUGCUACAAAGGAAUUUGGAUAUACAUAGCGUCUCCAAUUCUUGGUGCGGUUGCGGGUGCAUGGGUUUAUAACACGGUUAGAUAUACCGAUAAACCGUUGCGUGAAAUAACCAAAAGCGGCUCGUUUUUAAAGUCCGCGCGAAAUGGUAGCUCUCGUUAAGAAAACAAAGUCAUGGCUACGUUAAGUUAGUCAUUCGGAGGUUAUGUUGUAUUAUCAAUUAGAAGUAAUGACUGUUUUGGUAAUUGUGUUUCUUUAAAUGGAUAACUACCACUAAAAGUUUUAAGGACGUAUGGUAUGUAACGAAUAUAUAAAAUUAAUUUACCAAAAAAGAAUAUAUAAAAUUAUGAGUUUUAAACU